Messenger RNA from Prunus armeniaca (apricot), 222 nucleotides. NCBI's taxonomy places the organism in Eukaryota, Viridiplantae, Streptophyta, Magnoliopsida, Rosales, Rosaceae. The record is from the annotation of a GenBank genome assembly.
AUGGAUAUGGGUGAGAGGAUCCGUACCAGUGUAGAAGGUGAUACGGAGUGGCUUAAUGUCCUUCUCCUUGUGGUAAUUGAGGAUACGUUCGGUAAAGGGCUCAGGUCAUGGCUUCGCCCAGAGGGGCUGUUGGCAACGCCGCUACUCACUCUCCAGGUGCCGGACCUUCUCAAAGAGAACCCUCAUGGCCGGGUCGGCAUGAGGGAGGGUCUUGAGUGCUGA